Molecule: messenger RNA, 2454 nt
Organism: Saccharomyces eubayanus
Lineage: Eukaryota; Fungi; Ascomycota; Saccharomycetes; Saccharomycetales; Saccharomycetaceae
Gene: NIP1
Product: translation initiation factor eIF3 core subunit c
Exons: 1
Coding region: 1-2454 (817 amino acids)
Biological process (GO): translational initiation
Cellular component (GO): eukaryotic translation initiation factor 3 complex
Molecular function (GO): RNA binding; translation initiation factor activity; translation initiation factor binding
Source: RefSeq, a predicted model, not a curated record
AUGUCCCGUUUCUUUUCGUCUAAUUACGAAUACGAUGCUGCCAGUUCUUCAUCCGAAGAAGAUCUUUUAUCUUCGUCCGAAGAAGAUUUAGUGAGUUCUUCCUCCUCUGAAUCCGAAUUGGACCAAGAAUCCGAUGACUCCUUCUUCAACGAAAGUGAGAGCGAAAGUGAAGCUGAUGUAGAUUCUGAUGAUUCCGACGCCAAGCCUUAUGGUCCCGACUGGUUUAAGAAAUCUGAGUUUAGAAAACAAGGUGGUGGCGGUUCCAGCUCAAAUAAGUUUUUGAAAAAUUCCAACUAUGACUCCAGUGAUGAAGAAUCAGAUGACGAAGACAACAAGAAAGUUGUCAAGUCUGCCAAGGAAAAGCUAUUGGAUGAAAUGCAAGAUGUUUAUUAUAAGAUCUCUCAGGCUGAGAAUUCUGAUGAUUGGUUGACCAUUUCCAAUGAAUUCGAUCUGAUCUCUCGUCUUUUGAUUAGAGCCCAGCAACAGAACUGGGGGACCCCAAACAUUUUCAUCAAGGUUGUUGCCCAAGUGGAGGAUGCUGUGAAUAAUACUCAACAAAACGAUUUGAAAAACAAAGCCGUUGCCAGAGCUUACAACACCACUAAGCAAAGAGUCAAGAAGGUUUCCAGAGAAAUUGAAGACUCAAUGACUAAAUUUAGAAAUGAUCCUGAGUCUUUUGAUAAAGAACCAAGCGCAGAUUUGGAUGCUUCCGUUAACGGAUUCAGAAUUUCUUCAUCGCAAGGCGAUGACUUAGCUGUACAAGAAGACUUCUUCACCAGACUACAAACGAUUAUUGAUUCAAGAGGUAAGAAAACCGUUAAUCAACAAAUUUUGAUUUCAACUUUAGAAGAAUUGUUAACUGUGGCCGAAAAACCUUACGAAUUCAUAAUGGCCUAUUUGACUUUGAUUCCAUCAAGAUUCGAUGCCUCAGCCAACCUGUCUUAUCAACCAAUCGAUCAAUGGAAGUCCUCAUUCAACGAUAUUAGUAAAUUAUUGUCCAUCUUGGAUCAAACUACUGACACAUACCAAGUGAGCGAAUUUGCUGAUCCAAUCGACUUCAUUGAAGACGAACCAAAGGAGGAUGCCAACGGUAUUAAAAAAAUCUUGGGUUCCAUUUUCUCCUUUGUUGAAAGAUUAGAUGACGAAUUUAUGAAAUCUUUAUUGAACAUUGACCCUCAUUCUAGUGACUACUUGAUCCGUUUGAGAGACGAACAAUCCGUUUACAAUUUGAUCUUGAGAACCCAGCUGUACUUUGAAGCCACUUUGACAGACGAACACGAUUUAGAAAGAGCUUUAACUCGUCCAUUUGCUAAGAGAUUAGACCAUAUCUAUUACAAAUCUGAAAACUUGAUAAAAAUUAUGGAAACUGCUGCUUGGGAAAUCAUACCAGCUCAAUAUCAAUCCAAAUUUACUUCAAAGGAUCAACUCGAUUCUGCUGAUUAUGUCGACAAUUUGAUAACUGGAUUGUCGACAAUCUUAGCCAAACAAAACAACAUCGCUGUUCAAAAACGUGCUAUCUUAUACAACAUUUACUACACUGCAUUAAACAAGGAUUUCCAAACCGCAAAAGAUAUGUUAUUGACUUCUCAAGUUCAGACCAACAUUAAUCAAUUCGACUCCUCUUUGCAAAUAUUGUUCAACAGAGUCGUUGUCCAGUUAGGUUUAUCAGCCUUCAAAUUAUGCUUAAUUGAAGAAUGUCAUCAAAUCUUGAAUGAUCUUCUAUCAAGUUCUCACUUAAGAGAAAUUUUGGGUCAACAAUCCUUACAUAGAAUCUCCAUGAAUUCCACUAACAACGCUUCAGCUGAUGAACGUGCUAGACAGUGUUUACCAUACCACCAACACAUUAAUCUAGAUUUAAUCGACGUCGUCUUCUUGACAUGCUCUUUAUUGAUUGAAAUUCCAAGAAUGACUGCAUUCUACUCCGGUAUUAAGGUCAAGAGAAUUCCAUACUCACCAAAAUCUAUUCGUCGUUCUUUAGAACAUUAUGAAAAGUUAAGUUUCCAAGGUCCACCAGAAACUUUAAGAGACUACGUCUUAUUUGCUGCCAAAUCAAUGCAAAAGGGUAACUGGAGAGACUCUGUUAAAUAUUUGAGGGAAAUCAAAUCUUGGGCUUUGCUACCAAACAUGGAAACCGUAUUGAACAGUUUGACCGAAAGAGUACAAAUCGAAUCUUUAAAGACUUACUUCUUUUCUUAUAAGAGAUUCUACUCAAACUUUUCUGUUGCUAAAUUAGCCGAAUUGUUUGAUCUUCCAGAAAAUAAAGUUAUUGAGGUUUUGCAAUCUGUUAUUACAGAAUUAGAAAUCCCAGCCAAAUUGAACAAUGAAAAGACUAUUUUCGCUGUCGAAAAGGGCGAUGAGAUUACUAAGUUGGAGGAAGCCAUGGUCAAAUUAAACAAAGAAUAUAAAAUUGCUAAAGAACGUCUAAACCCACCAUCCAAUCCCCACCGUCGUUAA